ACCACCACGCAAAAUAAGGAACGAUGCAGCGUCUUCAACCAAAAUCUUUCCAUCUCCGCUGUUUUUUCUGUUGCGAUCUCCAUUCUCAAAGCGUCAAGAUAAAGUCAUCGCAUUCUUCGUAUUCGUCUUCUUCUUUGAAAUACGCGCCUUGGUCUGGUCUCGAAGCUUGGAGGGAGAGCCCUCUCAACGAGAGUCGAUUUUGGGGGCUCAAUGGACCCGAGCCUCAGCCUGUGGUUGAAUCAUCUACUGGAUUUCUCCAUGACGGUCGAAUUGAAUCGGCUUCGUCUCUUGCGGAGCUCGGCGCGUUGGUUCUCUCUACCAGUGACCCUUUGAGCAAGUCCAGGCUCUCUCAUCUUGCUUUCUCCAGGUGGUCUCAGAAACGUCUCCCCAUUGGUGUUUCCGAAGCUCCUCCUCCUCCUUCGCGUCCUCCUGAGCCGAAAUUGGUCUCCCCGAAGGAAAUUCCGGCUCCUAAGAACUCGGGGUUGCCUCUGAAUGCUUAUAUGCUACACAAUCUUGCUCAUGUGGAGCUUAAUGCAAUUGAUUUGGCGUGGGAUACUGUUGUUCGAUUUUCUCCCUUCAGUGAAGUUCUCGGGGAGGGGUUUUUUGCCGACUUUGCUCAUGUUGCUGAUGAUGAGAGCCGCCAUUUUACAUGGUGUUCACAGAGACUUGCUGAACUUGGAUUCAAAUAUGGAGAUAUGGCUGCUCAUAAUUUGCUUUGGCGGGAGUGUGAGAAAUCAUCAGAUAAUGUGGCUGCGCGCUUGGCAGCAAUACCGCUUGUCCAGGAGGCAAGAGGACUUGAUGCUGGGCCUCGACUGGUGAAGAAAUUAAUUGGCUUCGGGGAUCAUAGAACAUCUGAUAUUGUAGCUAGAAUUGCCGAUGAAGAAGUUGCACAUGUAGCUGUCGGUGUCUACUGGUUUAUCCUAGUCUGUCAGAAAAUGGAGCGUGCUCCAUGCUCCACUUUUAAAGAGUUGUUAAAAGAAUACAAUGUGGAACUAAAAGGGCCUUUCAAUUAUUCAGCUCGAGAUGAAGCUGGCCUUCCACGUGAUUGGUAUGACAUAUCAAACACAAACGUGCAGGAUGAGACAAGUCGAGGUGCUAAAAAUGAACAGCUAUCUGUGGUUUAUGAUAGGCUUGCUACUGUAAUAUCCAUGGAGAGUAAAAACUCGAGUUUGCAUUCAGAAUGAGUUGUGUGAUCAGCCAUCAUAAUCCGGGUUAUUGGAAUGUACAUCGCCAUCGCUGUUAUUGCAUGCUGCAUGGCUAAGAAUCGAUAACGUUUAAUGGUACUGGAUUACAGUUUCAUAUGGUUAGCUUCCUGUUUUAUCUGUCAUCAAGAUCAAGAGCUGAAUUCAUCCCCAUACUGAUUUAGACCUGCUGCUUUAGAAUCUCUAAAGCAUCAUUUUUGGUCCAACUUUGGAAGUUUUGGUUAGAAACAUUUGAAAAGGUGAAAAUAAGCACAACUUAGAAACUCUUGGAUAACUAUUAUGUUUUUAGUUUUCUACUUUU
This is a messenger RNA of Momordica charantia (bitter melon), 1503 nucleotides long. Its product is annotated as diiron containing four-helix bundle family ferritin protein, putative (Protein of unknown function DUF455). Lineage: Eukaryota; Viridiplantae; Streptophyta; Magnoliopsida; Cucurbitales; Cucurbitaceae. The record is from RefSeq and is a predicted model, not a curated record.